This is a messenger RNA of Ictalurus furcatus (blue catfish), 4477 nucleotides long. It is a transcript of the gene asb16, whose product is annotated as ankyrin repeat and SOCS box containing 16. The record is from RefSeq and is a predicted model, not a curated record. Lineage: Eukaryota; Metazoa; Chordata; Actinopteri; Siluriformes; Ictaluridae. Gene Ontology annotation, biological process: intracellular signal transduction; positive regulation of transcription by RNA polymerase II. Bases 1760 to 3157 code for a protein of 465 amino acids. Gene Ontology annotation, molecular function: transcription cis-regulatory region binding; protein binding. The transcript has 7 exons. Gene Ontology annotation, cellular component: nucleus.
GUGUGUGUGGUGAUGAAAAGAAAAGUGAAACCUGUUAAAGAGUCAGUAUUAUGGAGAUUUAAAGAAAUAGUCCCUACAACAGUACUGGGCGAUAAAUACCCGGAUGGUGUACUGCUUCCGGUGAGAUUUUGCAGCCGAUGGACUCUACGCGAGUCAAAAAUCCCAAAAUGCAACGGGACUGUUGGGGACGAGUUCAGAAAAAAAAGAAAGAAAAGAAAGAAAAGAAAAGAAAAUGGCGGAAGACAGUGUCGGCUCUUUUUAAGAUUUAAAGCUUGGUUAAACAGGGCUUUUUUUUUUUAAUUAAACAAUACCCGAAUAAAUUGUUAACUUGAUGAAGUUUUAAACAAGGAAACAGUUGUCACAGCGUUUGAAACCUUUAUUGUGAGCUCCAUCAUCUCCAGCUAACGAAGUUACCUCAGCCUGUUAACAUUAACCCCGCCCACAUUACAUUAUUAAUUCAGUAUUUUUCCUGAUGUGCAUUUUGCUAAGGAAGCCCUAAGCGGCCAUCCAUCCAUCCUUCCAUAUUCUAUACCGCUUAUUCUUCCUUCAGGGUCACGGGGAACCUGGAGCCUAUCCCAGGGAGCAUCAGGCACAAGGCGGGGUACACCCUGGACAGGGUGCCAGUCCAUCGCAGGGCACAAUCACAUACACACUCACACACCCAUUCAUACACUACAGACAUGCCAAUCAGGCUACCAUGCAUGUCUUUGGACUGGGGGAGGAAACUGGAGUACCCGGAGGAAACCCCCGCAGCACGGGGAGAACAUGCAAACUCUGCACACACAGGGCCACGGUGGGAAUCAAACCCCCGACCCUGGAGGUGUGAGGCGAACGUGCUAACCACUGUGCCCCAUCUAAGCAGCCAUGCAUUAUAAAUUUUUGUCUUUGUUGUUUUCUCGUGAUCUCGACAUAACAAAAAGUUGUUUUCUCGUGAUCUCGACAUAACAAAAAAUUGUUUUCUCGUGAUCUCGACUUAAUUUUUUUGUGUACUCGACAUCUAUCGUCCUGAAGUCAGUGGGGUUUUUGAAUGGGUUUUUUUGGUUAAAUGCCUGAAAUAAGGUCUGUGGUUAACACAAGCUCAAGAUAUGUUCAUGUUCUAUACUACGACAUAAAAGACAUCAGUAAUACAUAUACAUCAGCUUUUACGUUUCUUGAAAAAGGCGGUUGCUAACAAGUGGCUAAAUGUUACUACAGAGGUUGUCGGGGACGUUAAACGUCAUCACGCCGAACAGGAAAUCUCAUCUACUACAGCCUCGUUGUGUUUAUACUCGUGCUCUUGUAACUCAAACUUUCCAACUUGUAGAUUUAACAAUUUAUAGUAUUUUCCAAUUGUAUUGUUUUUUAAAUAAAGAGUUGUUGGAAGCUUAGUGGUGGUGAAGAGAUCACGAGAAAAAAAAUUGUUAUGUCGAGAUCACAAGAAAAUUUUUUUUUUUUAUGUCCAGAUCACGAGAAAACAACAGGGAAAAAAUUACUACUGCAUGGCCUGUUAGGGCGUUGCUUUAAUCCGGUGGUCCCUUUAAGAUUUCUGUGUUUACGGUGACGUCAAAGGUCACAUGACAAUGACAAUAACAAUAUGGCGGAUGUGAUUUGUACGGGACUGUACAAACCAGUGUACAAACCAGUGUACAAACCAGUACUGUACACACUAUUUCAGCUGUCACAGUACGCGAUUUCGGAUGCAGCCGUGGAUUCAAGCGUAAUCAGUUUUCCCCUGUAAAGCCAUUAUAUAUUGUGGAAGGCAGAUUUAUCACUCAGUCCCAUGUCUCAGAAGACGUUUGCCUUCACGUCGGCCACACUGCGCUCUCUGCGGCUGGAACAGGAGCUUCAGGAUUGGGAGGAAACACGAAGGGCACUGGCGCACAGGAGGGUAAUGAGUAGGCGGCCACUGCCAGCCGCACCCCGGCUCAGACACGGGACAGAGAGGAUCCAGACAGUACGAGCCCCUCCACCUCAAAUCCACUGCAGAGACCCGGCUGUCCACAACACAUUCAUGUAUGGAGACAUGAGGAGUGUGUACGCUGUACUCAAAGAACCUGGUAUGGUGAAUGCCCUAAUGGAGAUCGUCCAUGAGGAGAUGGUGUGGACUCCAGAAAUGGGCAUGUGGACUCUGUCCUCCAAAGUGAAGCAGACAUCUGCCCUGCACCUGGCUGCCAGCACGGGGCACUAUGGAUGUGUGGAGGAGCUGUUAUUCCGGGGAGCAGAGGUGGAUGCUGACCCUGGGGGUCGAACGGCCCUCCACGAUGCCUGUUCCGGGGGUCACCACUCCUGUGUAAAGCUGUUGCUGGAGCAUGGAGCUGACCCCGAUCUGCUGACAGCCAACGGUGAUGCGCCCCUUCACCUGUCCAACACUGCUGGGUCCUACGCCUGUACAGAGCUGCUUGUCAGCAUGGGUGCCGAUGUGAACGUGGUCCAGCAUGACUCGUGUCUCACUCCACUGCACUUGGCAUGUCGGAGGGGUCUGGAGGAACAUGUGGAACUGCUGCUGCGCUAUGGAGCCGACGUGACUGUGCAGAACCGUGAGGGUGAGACGCCUCUGAAUGCUGCAUGCGCCGGAGCUGAGAGGCCAGCUGAGGCUGCGCGAUACCUGGGUGUGGUGCAGAGACUGCUACAAGCUGGAGCACAUGCACAUACAGCGGGCAGGAAGCAGCACACUGCGCUACACAAUGCCUGUAGUAACUGCAGCUAUCAAAUUGCUGAUAUGCUUCUGCAGCAUGGAGCUCGGGCAGAUGCAGCCAACUGUGCAGGAUACACACCCAUGGACUGCCUGCUGCAGGUGGUAGAGGAUUAUCCAGACCAGCACCCUGAACUAAUCGCUCGUUCGCUUCUCAAUCACGGAGCAAAGCCUCCUUCCACCAGAAUGCUGAAGUCGUGCCUCCUCUCCCCUGCCACUCUGGAAGUGAUGCUAAACUGCUACCCAGUGGUUCCAGACUGUGAGGAUUGGCUACAAGAAGUUCCAGAUGAACUACUGAAGGAGCACAAGUGUUUCUUCGACUCGGUUCGUCGGAUGAGCGGGCAGCCCAGCACACUCCAGCACCUCUGCCGAUGUUCCCUGAGACUAAGUAUGGGUGCACAAUGCCACUCUGACAUCAAUAAGCUAAACAUCCCAUGUGCACUAAAAGAGUACCUGCUGCUGCCGAUUAAAGGAGAGAUCCAAUGAUACUAAGUGGACAGGAAAACACAGACAAAACCACGAACUAGCAUGCAAAUAAUAAAUGUUACGGAACCAUAUAGCCAUGAACUGGGUUGUGUUAAAGCUGUUCGAUGACUAUAUGGUGACAAAUGACCAUAAGCAGUUCAAAUGGAAAACAGCACAAUUUCAUUCAUAUCUUUUGUCAUUUUUGCAUGAGUUAUUUUUUAUUUGCCAAUAAUACGGUUGUUUUAUUCUAAGACCACUUAUUCAUGGAUGCAGCACUUAAUUUUGCUAUUAUUUUAGAGAAUAACAAGCAUUGAAUGUGGAACAUCUGCAGGACAAGAUUAUCCCUCUUAUCGUCUCUUGACAAUUUUAGAAGUUUAAAAAAACAUUUUUUUUAGCUUGUCAUGUUACUGAAGAUUCCAAAUUGCUGAAACUGGAAACUCCAAAAAGGGUUAAAUAACGGCUUUAUAGAAAACUUCACCAAGAAUGUUAUGUUUUUCUUCAUCAAAUAACGACACAUUUUUUGUAGAAUUUGUUUUACAAAUUUGUGUGUGUGUGUCUUUAAAUAUUGAACUGUUUGGAACUGAGAUUGAUCUAUAGUUAUUUAAAUUAUAUCAUCAGCAUGGUUUCUAUAGACAAGCACAUAAGCACAGUUUUAUUAGCAUUAAAAGCAUAGUUCAAUCUUGAGCAAGCAUUGCAAUUUUCUGACUGAUUUUCAGUAUUCCAUAAGCACAUUAAACUAAGUCUUACAUUACAGGUUCCUAACCCUGGUAAUUGAGUACCCCCUGUCCUGCACGUAUUAGAGAGUUUCCUGCUGCCAACAUACCUGAUUUAACUAAUAAACAGCUCUGAGUUGAAAUGGGUGUUAGAGCAGGGGGAAAAAUUAAAAUGUUGAAGACAGCAGGCAUUUUUGGACCAGUGUUGAGAAUUUAUUGCAUUGUGUGCAAGGAAAAAAACAAAAAACAAAAAACAGAACCACCGUUCGUUUAGCUCACCAAGAAUCCAUAAGCAGGGUUGCAGGUUGCCUAUGCAAGGGAGCUCAUGGUACAGGGUUGCAGGUUACCUAUCCCAGGGAGCUCAUGGUACAGGGUUGCAGGUUACCUAUCCCAGGGAGCUCAUGGCACAGGGUUGUAGGUUGCCUAUCCCAGGGAGCUCAUGGCACAGGGUUGCAUGUUGCCUAUCCCAGGGAGCUCAUGGCACAGAUUUGUAGGUUGCCUAUCCCAGGGAGCUCAUGGCACAGGGUUGUAGGUUGCCUAUCCCAGGGAGCUCAUGGCACAGGGUUGUAGGUUGCCAAUCCCAGGGAGCUCAUGGCACAGGGUUGCAGGUUGCCUAUCCCAGGGAGCU